Molecule: messenger RNA, 1575 nt
Organism: Cervus elaphus (red deer)
Lineage: Eukaryota; Metazoa; Chordata; Mammalia; Artiodactyla; Cervidae
Product: alcohol dehydrogenase 6-like
Exons: 9
Coding region: 190-1317 (375 amino acids)
Biological process (GO): retinoic acid metabolic process; retinol metabolic process
Cellular component (GO): cytosol
Molecular function (GO): zinc ion binding; all-trans-retinol dehydrogenase (NAD+) activity
Source: RefSeq, a predicted model, not a curated record
CCGUCAAGGAACAGGAAAAUAUGUUUACAGCUAUGAGGUCUAUUAAUUACCUGAUUAAUACACAAAGGACAGGACUCAGCCUCUUGAUCAAACAGUAACUUCUACUCUUUUGGACUUUGAAAGUUGUAACCAGAAUCUCCUUUUCUCAGUAUAUUCAUCUGUGGCCAGAAGAACACAGAGAAAAUCAGCAUGAGUACUACAGGGAAAGUUAUCAGGUGCAGAGCAGCCAUAGUCUGGAAGCCUGGUGGAUCAUUUUCCAUUGAGGAGGUAGAAGUGGCUCCACCAAAGGCAAAAGAAGUUCGCGUAAAGAUGGUGGCCACGGCGCUCUGUGGGACCGAGAUGAAAAUGUUGAAGACUAAAAAUCUUCAGCAUCAAUACUACCCUAUCAUUAUGGGCCAUGAAGGAGCUGGAAUAGUCGAGAGUGUGGGAGAAGGAGUGAGCACAGUGAAAGCAGGAGAUAAAGUUAUCGCACUCUUUCUACCACAGUGUGGAGAAUGCACCUCUUGCCUUAAUUCUGCAGGCAAUUUUUGUAUAAAAUUCAAACAGAGAGAAACCCACCUGAUGUCUGAUGGUACCAGUAGGUUUACCUGCAAGGGAAAACCAGUAUACCACUUUGCGAAUACAAGCACUUUCUCUGAAUACACUGUAAUGAAUGAAAUCUCAGUCACCAAGAUUGAUGCAGCUGCACCCCUGGAGAAAGUAUUCCUAGUUAGCUGUGGUUUUUCUACUGGUUAUGGUGGUGCAAUCAAUACUGCCAAGGUGACCCCAGGCUCCACCUGUGCAGUGUUUGGCCUGGGAGGGGUUGGCCUGUCUGUUAUCAUGGGCUGCAAAGCAGCCGGAGCAGCCAGGAUCAUCGCAGUGGACAUCAACAAAGACAAAUUUGAGAAGGCAAAAGAAGUGGGUGCCACGGAGUGCAUCAACCCACAGGACUAUGAGAAACCCAUCCAAGAGGUUUUAUUUGACCUGACAGGUGAUGGUGUGGACUUUAGCUUUGAGGUCAUUGGAAAUCCAGAAACUGUGGCAGCUGCCCUGGCAUCCUGCCAUGAGAGCCAUGGGGUCUGCGUGAUUAUCGGGUUGGUCACUGGUGUCCAACUCAACAUCAGUGGCCACUUGUUCUUCUCAGGACGUACUUUAAAGGGAUCUGUUUAUGGAGGCUGGAAAGGCAGAGAUGGUGCCUCUAAACUGGUUUCUGAUUAUAUGGCAAAGAAGAUUAACCUAGAUGCACUAAUUACCCAUACUCUGAAUUUUGACAAAAUCAAUGAAGCAGUUGAAUUAAUGAAAACUGGAAAAUGUGUCCGCUGUGUCCUGUUACUUUAAGUAUGAUGCUCACCAACUAAAUACCAUUUGCAGAAUUUCACGAUGUGGAAGAAUUAUCCACACAAUGUUGUUUCUAUCUGCUUGCCUCUGACUCGUUUAGCAAUGGGCUCAUAUACAGCUUCUGCUGUCACUGCUUCAUCACCGUUGUUCUUAUGUGACCAAGAGUCACCCAGGAACAUCCUCGCUUUUAGAGCUAGAUUAAGGUUGAUUUGAAUCACCCAAUCCCAGACCCUUCAAAUAAACAAGACUCACCCAGGA